AUGCCAUUAGCAGAUUUUUUGGAAACCAAUAUUGUUGGUUCAUCAGCUGAAGUUAAAACAUGGAUAAUUAGUGAUUGGAUAAGCAUUAUCGUUUGGAGUGUAAUAAUAGGUAUUUAUAUCAAAACUUAUUAUAUUUCAAGUAUUUUACAACAAAUUUUACUUCAUUUUUUCAAUUCGAAUAUUUAUUUUACAAUUUUAACCUUAAAUAAAAGGGUGGCGAGACAUACACCUUUUAUUGGAAAUAAAUUUUUACAUUUUAUUCGUUAUAUUGAUGAUUUUAAUCGAAAUAAUUGUGUAUCAUUUUUUGAGAAUUUUAAAAGGUAUUUGACUUUAAUGUUUUAUAAUAAAUUAGGUAGAAAGAUGUUUGUAAAUAAAGAAUGUGUCAAAAUUUUUAUGAAUGAAGGAAAUGAAAAAUUUGAUUUUAUAAGAGAAGAUGGUACAGAAGAUCCAUUUAAAAGUACAUUAUUAAUUUGUAAUCAUCGGUCCUUAGUAGAUUAUUUUGUUAUUAACCAUAUCGUUGAAACUUUUAAUAUUUAUGACCAAGAGUUUAGUAUUUGGGAUAUCACAAAGACAUUUUGGUCUAAAAACACAAAUAAUAAAAAAAUAUCGCCAGUAUCUAAAUUAAAAUUUUUUACUUGGGGGAUGUUAAGUAAUUUUCCAAAAUUUUCUUUAAUCAAACAAAUUUUAAUGAAAGAUGAAAAUAUAGUUUUAAAUAAUAAAGAAUUAGUUAAUAACCUAAAAGAAAAAAAUAAUAAAAUAAUAGUACUUUUUCCCGAAGUUAACAUCAUUAGUAAAGAAUUAUAUUUAAUUCAAAAAAAAUUAAAUCAAGAUUACUUUUUCUUACCAAAAUAUAAGAAUUUAUUAUAUCCAAGAUUUAACAAUUUCAUUAGUAUAGUCAAAUCUUUUGCUCAGAUUAAUAGGAUUAAACGAACCAUAAAUAAUGAUUAUACAAACCGUAAUAUCAUAAAUAACAAUUUAAGAAGAAUCUUUAGUGAUAAUAGUUCAUAUCACCAAGAAAAUGAAGAAAAUGUUGUGGAAAAUAGCAACAAGGCUGAAAAGCAUGACAAUAAGAAAAAAGGUAUGGAUCUAUUCAAUCAGAAGACCAAAUCUAUUUCAUUAUUAUUAGGAAUGGACCCAUUUGCAUAUGAAAAUAAUGAAAGCGAACAGGUAGUCAAUCAAUUGAAAAAUGAUAUCAAUGAACAAUCAGAUGUCAUAUUGAAUCCAGAUAUAUAUGAUAUCACUAUUGUAUAUUUCAAACUCAAAUACACUCCAAGGGCUCAUGAUCAUAAUACUGGUGGAUUCCAAAUUCAUGAUGGGAUUCAGUUAGAACAAGUCAAUCCUUCCAUCUUUGAAAUGUUAAGAAGAGAUUCUAAAGAUAAUAGACCUCCUUUAAUUAUAUGUAUUGGUAUUAAAAAAUAUAAUUCUUUUAAUAGAUUAUUACCAAUAAGGACAAAAUAUCUUGAAAAAUGGUUAGAAGAAAGAUGGAUAGAAAAAGAUGUUUUAAUCACAAAGAUGGAAAAAGCUAUAAACUUGACACAAUCAUCUGCUGAAUUAUCACAUCCACAAACUCUAUUGAACCCAUAA
Henningerozyma blattae CBS 6284 is the source of this 1584-nucleotide messenger RNA. It is a transcript of the gene MUM3, whose product is annotated as Mum3p. Gene Ontology annotation, molecular function: acyltransferase activity. The transcript has a single exon. Lineage: Eukaryota; Fungi; Ascomycota; Saccharomycetes; Saccharomycetales; Saccharomycetaceae. The record is from RefSeq and is a predicted model, not a curated record. The coding region runs from base 1 to 1584 and encodes 527 amino acids. Gene Ontology annotation, cellular component: endomembrane system.